GCGCCUGCCCCCGCCCACCCGCCCGCCGCGCGCGCUCAUUGGCUGCGCCUCUUCCGCCUUCCGCCGAGACCGCCAUGGAGGCCGGAAGCGAGAGGAAGCGGUCGCGCGAGGAGCCGGCGGAGGUGUCGGGCCCGUCCGGGGAGGAUGAGGACGAGUACGAGCCCUACGUGCCCGUCAAGCAGCGGCGGCAGCAGAUGCUGCAGAAGCUGCUGCAGAUGCGGCGCAAGGGGGCGGCGGAGGAGGAGCCGCGGGACAGCGGCAGCGAGCCCCGGGGCGACGAGGACGACAUCCCGCUGGGCCCCCAGUCCCAUGUCAGCCUGCUGGACCAGCACCAGCACCUCAAGGAGAAGGCGGAAGCCCGCAAGGAGUCGGCCAAGGAGAAGCAGCUGAAGGAGGAGGAGAAGAUCCUGGAGAGCGUGGCCGAGGGCCGAGCGCUGAUGUCCGUGAAGGAGAUGGCAAAGGGCAUCACGUACGACGACCCCAUUAAAACCAGCUGGCGGGCGCCGCGUCACAUCUUGGGCAUGUCGGAGGCGCGGCACGAGCGCGUGCGCAAGAAGUUUCACAUCCUGGUGGAGGGCGAGGGCAUCCCGCCGCCCAUCAAGAGCUUCAAGGAGAUGAAGUUCCCUGCAGCCAUUCUGCGGGGCCUGAAGAAGAAGGGGAUCCAGCAGCCGACGCCCAUCCAGAUCCAGGGCAUCCCCACCAUCCUCUCCGGCAGGGACAUGAUUGGCAUCGCGUUCACCGGUUCCGGGAAGACUCUGGUGUUCACCCUCCCAGUUAUUAUGUUCUGCCUGGAGCAGGAGAAGAGGUUGCCGUUCUCCAAGAGGGAAGGGCCCUAUGGGCUCAUCAUCUGCCCCUCGCGGGAGCUGGCCCGGCAGACCCAUGGCAUCCUGGAGUACUACUGCCGCCUGCUGCAGGAGGAUGGGCUGCCCCCACUGCGCUGCGCUCUCUGCAUCGGGGGCAUGUCCGUCAAGGAACAGAUGGAGACCAUCAAGCAUGGCGUGCACAUGAUGGUGGCCACGCCCGGGCGCCUCAUGGAUCUGCUGCAGAAGAAGAUGGUGAGCCUGGACAUCUGCCGCUACCUGGCACUGGAUGAGGCUGACCGCAUGAUCGACAUGGGCUUUGAGGGAGAUAUCCGCACCAUCUUCUCCUACUUCAAGGGCCAGCGGCAGACCCUCCUCUUCAGUGCCACCAUGCCCAAGAAGAUCCAGAAUUUUGCCAAGAGUGCCCUGGUGAAGCCCAUCACCAUCAACGUGGGGCGAGCAGGAGCAGCCAGCCUGGAUGUCGUGCAGGAGGUAGAGUACGUGAAGGAGGAGGCCAAGAUGGUGUACCUGCUCGAGUGCCUGCAGAAAACCCCACCGCCCGUGCUGAUCUUCGCGGAGAAGAAGGCAGAUGUCGACGCGAUCCAUGAGUACCUGCUGCUCAAGGGUGUGGAGGCCGUAGCCAUACAUGGAGGGAAAGACCAAGAAGAGCGGACAAAAGCCAUCGAGGCCUUCCGGGACGGGAAGAAGGAUGUCCUGGUUGCCACGGACGUGGCCUCCAAGGGCCUGGACUUCCCGGCUAUCCAGCAUGUCAUCAACUAUGACAUGCCGGAGGAGAUCGAGAACUAUGUGCACCGCAUUGGGCGUACGGGCCGCUCGGGGAACACGGGCAUCGCCACCACCUUCAUCAACAAAGCCUGCGACGAGUCGGUGCUCAUGGACCUGAAGGCGCUGCUGCUGGAGGCCAAGCAGAAGGUACCACCUGUGCUCCAGGUGCUGCACUGCGGGGAUGAGACCAUGCUGGACAUCGGAGGGGAGAGGGGCUGUGCCUUCUGCGGGGGGCUGGGCCAUCGCAUCACAGACUGCCCCAAGCUGGAAGCCAUGCAGACCAAGCAAGUCAGCAACAUCGGCCGCAAAGACUACCUGGCCCACAGCUCCAUGGACUUCUAGGGCUGCCCGCCGGGCACCAGCCCCUGCCCAGAUGCUGUGAAGGGGUGGGGGAAGGGGAAGGUGGCUGCUCCCUGGGCAAGUGCCAGUCGCACCAGGAAGGCCAUGUUAGCGCCAGGCGGCUGGUCCCUGUGUCUCGGGCAGCCACGCCACGGCCUGCUCCAGGCCCCUGGGGCAUGCUGCCCAUUCCCUGCUGCUCCAGAGCCGGGCUGCAGUUCUGGUGCUGGGAGGAAGUGCUGUGCCAUGCAGCAACAGCCUCUUACAUCAGCCCUACUGUUGACAUGCUGGGAUUGAGCAAGUGGGAGCCUCUGGGCCAGAUGCACAGCACCGGCCCAGGGGGAUUUGGGUGGGGGGAGCUGGAGGGCAGUAGGGACAGUCUGCUAGCCCAGGCCGCCUCGGCUCGGCCUGGCACAGAGAUUCUGCCAGGAUGCCCUUGGCCCUGCCAGGACUGUUCCCCAGUCUAGGGGAUGCUCAGCAUCUUCCUGGGGCUGCUGGGCUGGGCAGGAAGGGGCAGUCCUAGUCCUCAGCACCACCCCCCUUGCCUCAAGCAGGGGCUGUGAGAGCCUGCCUAGGGCAGACUCGCAGCCCCGCCUGCCCGUUCUGCCCCACUGCUCUGCUCUGGCGGAGGCAGGGCCAGCUCCACGGCUCACACGCCAGAAAGGGGAAGUGGAUGCAGAGGGGAAGUCUACCCCUGCACUCCUGCGGCAGCAGCCCCAGCUCCCGUGGCCAACGGCUCCACAACCCAGGCAGCUCAAGCCAUGGAGGGGCCCGUGAAGGAUGGGAUCCUUUAUGUCCAGCACUUCAAAUUUGGAAAGGUAACGGGCAGGGCUGGGCUCCAGGCCUUGCUGGCCAGGGGGAGGGGCGUGUGGUCUCGGCCCCACGCCUGGGUGCCGGGGAGGCAGCCACAACCAGCAGUCCUGGUGCUCCUGACUCUGCUGUGGGUGCUGCCUGCGGCAGGCGCAAAGGGCAAUAAAAGCUGUUACAGAGUACAA
This is a messenger RNA of Alligator mississippiensis (American alligator), 2917 nucleotides long. RefSeq names its product DEAD-box helicase 41 (gene DDX41). Gene Ontology annotation, cellular component: spliceosomal complex. Gene Ontology annotation, biological process: mRNA splicing, via spliceosome. Gene Ontology annotation, molecular function: RNA binding; RNA helicase activity; ATP binding. The transcript has 17 exons. The coding region runs from base 75 to 1928 and encodes 617 amino acids. The record is from RefSeq and is a predicted model, not a curated record. NCBI's taxonomy places the organism in Eukaryota, Metazoa, Chordata, Crocodylia, Alligatoridae.